Molecule: messenger RNA, 1475 nt
Organism: Motacilla alba alba
Lineage: Eukaryota; Metazoa; Chordata; Aves; Passeriformes; Motacillidae
Product: BCL2/adenovirus E1B 19 kDa protein-interacting protein 3-like
Exons: 6
Coding region: 96-704 (202 amino acids)
Biological process (GO): positive regulation of apoptotic process; mitochondrial outer membrane permeabilization
Cellular component (GO): mitochondrial outer membrane; mitochondrial envelope; nucleus
Source: RefSeq, a predicted model, not a curated record
UGGGCGGGCGGCGCGGCGCUGACGUCACGGGCGGCGCUGAGGCGGCGCUGGGGCGGGCGGCGCGCGGUCAGUGCGUGCCCGGCCGCCCGCCAGCCAUGUCGCGACAGAGCCCUCAGGAGGAGAACCUGCAGGGGUCCUGGGUGGAGCUGCACUUCAGCAGCAAUGGCAGCAGCAGCUCCGUGUCCACGGGCAGCCAGGAGCAGGUGCCAGCCUCGCUGUCCAUCCACAACGGGGACAUGGAGAAGAUCCUGCUGGACGCCCAGCACGAGUCGGGCAGGAGCAGCUCCAGGGAGAGCUCCCACUGUGACAGCCCUCCUCGCUCCCAGACCCCCCAGGACAGCCACAGAGCUCUGGAGAUAGAGAGCCACAGCAGUGGGGAGAAGAACAGCUUCCAGUCUGAGGAGGAUUUCCUGGAGAGGAGGAGGGAGGUGGAGCGGCUGCUGCGGAGGAACGCGGAUUGGAUCUGGGACUGGUCCAGCCGGCCCGAGAACAUCCCGCCCAAGGAAUUCCUCUUCAAGCACCCCCGGCGCACAGCCACGCUCAGCAUGAGGAACACCAGCGUCAUGAAGAAAGGGGGGAUAUUCUCUGCGGAAUUCCUGAAGGUGUUCCUCCCAUCCCUGCUGCUCUCUCACCUGCUGGCCAUUGGACUGGGGAUUUACAUCGGGAGGCGCCUGACCACCACGGCUUCCAGCAGCACCUUCUAGCGGCGGCGGCGGGGCCGGAGCGCAGGAGGAGCCCAGGAGGGGAGCCGGUCGCGGCGCCGCGCGUGUGUCCUGUCCGUGUCCUGUUCUAGUUUAGUCUGAACACGGGAAGGGAGACGCCGGAGCUCCCGUGUCACAUAGAGCCUUCUGGAUCAACCCCCGCUGGAUCAGCCCCGCGAGCGCGUGGCCGACGCUGCAACGUCCCGUAGUGCUUUGUAGUGCAGUAGUGAGCGUUAGAGCAGCUCCGUGUUUAGUCAGCCCCAGCUUUCAGCAGCCCCUGUGCUGGGCCGUGCCCGCGGUGGGAAGGCUGGCGCUGCUCCUGCAGCCCCCGAGGCAGGCAGGGAUGAGCCCAGGCUGCGGUGGCCUUUCAGACGAUCCGGGAGUUGCCAGGGGCUCUCCUGCCCCGGCAGCUUUCCCUCUGGUAGGUGUUGCUUGGUUCACGGGUGGGAGGUGAAGGUGUCGAGACACAGAGGUGAGCACGUGGGUAAAACUCCGUCGGUUUGUCCCAGUUCAGAGGCAGGGUUUGGAUUUAGUGCCUACUAAAAGCUGCUUGUGCCAGGACAUUUAUUUAACCGCAGCAGUUACUGCAGGGUCUGUCGCUUACAGGCUUUUCCUGUCCCACAUCAAUCUGCACAUGAACCACAGGGUGGCUUCUCCUUGGUUUUUACUGAUGCAAUGCCUUUCCCUCCCGUGAUUUUACCUUAUUUAAUGAGAAGAUGAAUGUUUGCCAAAAUACCAUGUUUUAUAUAUUUAAAUAAAAAGGUUCCUGGUGAA